AUGAGCGCCAAGAGCUCCGACGUUGUGGACAGUAUGAUCGACGACAGUCUGCUGGGUAUCCUCAUCAUCCUGCUCGUGCUCAUGCUCAGUACAGGCUACGUGUACUUGCAGCAGCUGCGACAGGGGGGCGCCCAGCAGCAGCAGCCCCCGCAGCGUCGUGGUCCGGCUACCAACGCAUCUCUGUCCAGUCGAACAGUAUCCACUGCUGCUGCGCUAGCGUCGUCCUCAGAGCGCGCUCUGUUGUCCAGUACCGACUUUACUGACCGACAGCGGCGUCUGCACUCGCAGUUGCCCAUGCGCAACGGGACGCGCAUAGUCACGAUCAGCGCUGCUGCGCUUUUCCAGACUGACACGUCGCACGCUCUGAGCUGGACGAGUGAUGACGUGCCAGCACUGCUGUCGGAUCUCUUGCACGUUGCGGACGUGUACGUUCUAUGCAAAGCCAACGACGAGAAGGAUACGCAGCAUAUGCUGCGCGUUCGCGAGUGGUUGACGACGCACGCGGCCUUGACGAACGCCGAUACGGCGGGAAGAGGCCUUCAGGCGCACAAGAUUCUCUUUUGUACCACGUCGACUGGCAAAAUUGCGUUUGUGCGACAGAUUGAACCUCAUGUUCAUGUGGACGUUGACGCUGCGGUCGUUCGUGACUUGGAGAAACACGUGCCACGUAUUGUGCACAUUUCGACCUCGUCUGAGGAUGUAGUCGUGCCUUUGAUUCCGAACGUGAUCCACGUCAGUGACAGCUUUGCAGGGUAUUUCUCGCUCAUUAGUUCACUCGAACGACCGAAAUAG
Messenger RNA from Hyaloperonospora brassicae, 792 nucleotides. NCBI's taxonomy places the organism in Eukaryota, Oomycota, Peronosporomycetes, Peronosporales, Peronosporaceae. The record is from the annotation of a GenBank genome assembly.